AUGCCGUCCUCGCCGCCGUCUCGCACGCCCUCUUCACGCUCCAACGGCCCCGUUGCCUCUGGAAGGACUUCGGCCACCGCCACUAACGCCCAAGAUGCUCCCCGCGGCCCGCACUUCGAGGAAACGCCAUGGAACACAACGCCCGGCGGCGGCCUGAAGCGUUCCAACACCACGCUCUCUAAGAAACAGAUGAAACGGGCAACCCGCACCCGCAAAAUCUUUGCCGUUAUCUCAUCCUUUUUCUUCUUCCUGUCUGCUCUUUUCCUCCUGCUUGUCGAGAUCGGCAACACGCACAACAAGCCCGUCCUCCGCGACACCUGGUUCAUGAAGCUCGAUCUCAGUCAUAUUGUGCCGACCUCCAUCCCCAACGCCACCCUGCUCAACAGCAUAGCCCAGACCCUCGGUCUCCACGAUUUCUACCAGGUCGGCCUCUGGAAUUUCUGCGAGGGUUACAUCAACGAGGGUGUGACGGAAUGCUCUCACCCCGAAACCCUCUACUGGUUCAAUCCCGUGGAGAUCCUGCUCAAUGAGUUGUUCGCCGGCGCAACCAUUGCUAUUCCCGAGGAAGCAUUGACCUACCUUGACAUUCUCAAGGUGGCCUCGCAGUGGAUGUUUGGCUUGUUCCUGACGGGAACUUGCUUGUCCACCCUGCUGAUUUUCCUGACGCCUCUGUCCGUUUACACAAGAUGGGCUGCUGGCCCAAUUGCAAUCUUGUCGUUGUUCACCCUGCUGUGCAUUUUCGUGGCCUGCAUCAUCGCCACGGCCAUCUUCAUUGUUUUCAAGAUCGCCCUGACCCAAGUCGAGGAUCUCAACAUCAAAGCAGUUCUUGGUGCCCAGAUGUUCGGCUUCAUGUGGACGUCGGCUGGUUGCAUCCUGAUUGCCUUCAUCAUCCAGUCUGGCCUCUGCUGCUGCUGCGCCAGUCGGAGGGAUGUCCGAACGGGCAGGAAGCUUGGCAGCAAGAAGGCUUACACCAUGCCGCCGGAUGGCGACCCGGAGAAGCAGACCUUAAAGCAGCGGCUCGGCUUUGGCCGGAACAAGGCAUAA
Molecule: messenger RNA, 1044 nt
Organism: Lasiodiplodia theobromae
Lineage: Eukaryota; Fungi; Ascomycota; Dothideomycetes; Botryosphaeriales; Botryosphaeriaceae
Product: Actin cortical patch SUR7
Exons: 2
Coding region: 1-1044 (347 amino acids)
Biological process (GO): fungal-type cell wall organization
Cellular component (GO): cell cortex of cell tip; plasma membrane
Source: RefSeq, a predicted model, not a curated record